Messenger RNA from Tetrahymena thermophila SB210, 1776 nucleotides. RefSeq lists its product as hypothetical. The record is from RefSeq and is a predicted model, not a curated record. NCBI's taxonomy places the organism in Eukaryota, Ciliophora, Oligohymenophorea, Hymenostomatida, Tetrahymenidae. The transcript is spliced from 6 exons.
AAAAAAGCUUAUAAAUACUUUAAAUAAGUUAAAUUCAAGUAAAUAAAUAUAAUAUUGUAAAAGAAAAAAGACAAACAACUAUAAUAUUUUUAAAGUAUUAUUCACUCAACAAAUCAUACUUCUAGCUAACAAAACUAUCUCUCAAAUGCUUAGAAAUCUUUUGCGUGACAUUUAUUCCAACAAGAAGAAUAACAAAAACAAUUUGGAAGCUCUUCUCGUUCCUCUAGAUACUUAAAACACCCUUCAGAGUAGCUGCUCUAGCUUAAAUUUUGAUCUUCCUACUUUUGGAAUGGAUCUGAUUAUUAGCUAAUUCCUUUUUUCUAAUACUAAUGAAAAUAAUCAUUAAUGUUUCUUUUCUGCUCUAAACAUUAGUAAGUCUGUAUAAUUUAGCGAGUUCAGCAAAAACAACAUUGUUUCAAUAUUCCUUCAAAAUUCCUCUGCAAGCAAAUCAAAAAAUACAUAGUUUUACCCUUCAAUCCAAUAAUUAAGGGAAUCAAUAGAUUUAAAUUCGCCUCUCUCAAUGAUCUAGAAAUAGAUACUCUCUAAAAUUCAAAUCCUCAAAGAAAUGAGACAAAAUGAAAAUGUUAUCAAAUAAUGCAGAGAAUAAAAGCAAAUAGGUAGUUUCGGAUUAGCCAAUUUAUCUCAUAAGCCUGUCAUUUCAUCACUCUUUGAGCUUAUAAAAAAUAAACCUUCUAUCAUUCUCUAAUUUAAGAAGAACCCCCAAACACUAGAAAAGAAUUUCCACGCCGUACAUUUAAACAAGGAGAUAUUUAAUAUUAUUGAACAAAAUCCACUCGAAUUCCAGACUCAAGUGACUGUGACAUCUCUCCAGUCUUCUUAAAUUAACAUAAAGACCACAAACUACUUGAAAUUGAUUGAUUUCUUCCUUUAAUCUGAAAUUGAAUACUUGAAUAGUGGAUUAUCAAAUAAAAAAUAAUCUGAAAAAUUUGAUUUACACAUAUUAUCUUCACAAAACAAGGAAAUCGAGCUUGAAAUGCAAAUUUUCUAAUACGAUAGUGGCCAAGAGGAUAUUUAUUAUGUGUUUGAAGGUAUGAAGUUAAAAGAAAACUGCUUCUCCUCUCUAACUUCCUUGGGAUUACUUAGCAGAAAAAACAGUACAGAAAUACCUAAUAAUAUACACUCAUAUGAGCCAUAAUUAAGAAAGAAAAAAAUGAACAACGACCGUAAAGCAAUAUAAACAUAAUAAAACUCAUUCAAACUAUAAACUCCUAAUGAUGAGUACAAUCAAAAGACUUUCUUAAUUCUUGAAAAUGAACAUAUAAUGGAAAGUUCUACAAGAAACUCUAUUGAUAGCUCUUCUCUUAAACAACUCUUUUGAACAUAUCACUCAAACUGAAUUCUCCAAAUCUUCUCUCCCUACCUACCGUUUAAACUUCAAAUAAAAUAUGCACUUACUCACUACCACUUAAAUAUUACCAAAAACUAAAACUUAAUAACUAUUUCUCAUCUAAAAUAUAUAAAAUAAUAAAACAACUAAAAUCAAAAUAAAUUGCAGAUAAAAAAAGUGAUUUAAUCAAAUAUUUAAAUCUCAAUUAAGAAUAAAAAUAUCAAUAAUUUUUGAAACAAUUACUCUACCAAAUACCAAGCCUUUUGAUACUUUAACUUCUACUAUCAUUUUCUCCUUUAUAUUCUAUCCUUUUAAAAUCUCAUUAAUAACCCAUGCAACAAUAUUACUAUAUUAUUAUUUCUCAAAACACAUAAUAUUUUAUAUUAAAUGUCUUGUCAUCUUUUGAAUUGCUUCUAAAUUAUCAUUUA